AGUUCCUUCCUGGGCUGAGAACUUGGCCAGGGGAAAUAUCGGCUUGUGUGGAAUGUAAAAAGCUUCUGAAAGCUGGACUAUGUAAUGGAGAAGGAAAAACAGCUGUACCACCUCCCUGAAAUCCCUAGGCCAAGAAGAGGCUAGAACCUGGACUCCUCCAGCAGUCUUAAGUAUUUCAAGCUGGCCAAGAAUAACAGCCCCAAAGAAAAGGCCGCGGGAGGGAGUCCAGCUUUUAGGUUGCAGCUUUUAAAUAAAUAAAACAAACAAACCCCUCACUGGCCGGUGUGGUUUGGAGUCUCCUUGACCCAGGCACGAAAAGGAAAAAACACCCCCCACCCUCCUCCCAGUACCAUUCGAGGCGGGGAUGGGUCAGUUUCCCCCUUGCCCACGGGCUCCGCUCCCGCCCCUUUCUCCUGCCUCUUCCCCACCCCUGCUCGUCUCUCUCUCAGUCCUUCCACCCCCCGGCUGCAGGGACGCGAUUGCAGAGCCCGCUGGGAUUCCCCCGCGCGAGCUGCUGGCCUGGGAGCGGGGCUCCGCAGGGGACCCGGGGGGCGGCCGCUCGUGCGCGCUCCCAAGCCUGUGUCCGCACAGGAAGGACUUUGGGCACCGCCCCCCCCAAGAGCAAGAAUUUGCUUUUCUGACCUCGGUCCCUAGGGCUGGCCACGUCUUCCCCGAGCCAGGCACUCGCCUACCUGCUGUCGCUGCGGCUGUCCAGGAACAGCUCUGCAGCAUGCAAGGGGUUAACUAGCGCUGCGAGGAGGAAGCACAUGCUAGCGCGGAGCAGUAGCUGGCGGCGGCGGUGUACACACGGCAGGGGGAGCGGACCGUACUCCGCAGUCACUCCCCUGCAGGAGCUGGGACCGGUUUUUUGCCCCAACGCCCGUCAGACCCAAGAUGCUGGAUCAGAUCGCGUUGCUAGCCGCUGUGACCGUCCUGGGAGUCUUGGAGCAAGCCUAUUUUGCGCUGCAGGUGAUCUAUGCCAGACGGAAAUACAAAGUCUCCCCCCCGGAUACAGCAGGCCCACCAGAAUUUGAGAGAGUCUUCAGAGCUCAGGCGAACUGCUCCGAAUACUUUCCAAUCUUUGUGUCUGUCCUAUGGGUGGCUGGAAUCUUCUUCCAACAAGGUGUGGCUGCAGUCUGUGGGCUACUCUACUUGUAUGCUCGGUACCAGUACUUCCAGGGAUAUACGCUCUCUGCUCAUGGAAGAUUGGGGCCUAUGUACUUCAGCGCCAAAGUUCUGUGGAUUUUGAUUGGUUUGUCCAUGGCUGGGCUUUUGGUUCACUUCCUGUCACUCAGUUCUUUUGUGUGGAGAAUGGAAAUUCCAAGCAAACUGCAACUGCUCUUCCGGUGGUAAACAGGGCCUGUGACUGCUGACCUAAACCCUCCACUCAGCAUCUCCUCCAACGCUGCCAGGCUGAUGAGAUUUUAAUCUUUACUUUCUCCACGCUAAAGCCGUUCAAAAUAGCGUGCUGUGGUGGAAGAGAUCUAAAAUACUCCCAAACUUAUGUUCAGGCAGUUGUCCCCUGCGUCAAUUCUCUUCCUUUAACGAGGGGGAAGAGGGAGAAAGUGGUUCUCUCCCUCCCGCCACCCCAGGUUAUCCACAGCAAGUUCCACUUACUAGGAAACCGUUUUAAUCACAAGUGGAGACUAGAGCAACGCUACAGUCAUUUGCCUCAGUUGGCUUUUAAAACCCCUUCUCUUCCCCCACUAAACGUUGUGCAUAUGCAUGUAGAAAAGCACAGGCUUGCUAGAGAAGCUAAAGACAGACGUGAUUAGCAGCACAUGCUGUUCUUCCUUCCCAUCCCAUGCACCCAGCUGAAACUAAGGAUUUUGCCACCAGACUCAGCUUCGGUAGGAUGUUGCUUAAGCUAAUAAAAAGAGGCUGUUGUAAUUCUCA
Caretta caretta (loggerhead turtle) is the source of this 1896-nucleotide messenger RNA. Its product is annotated as leukotriene C4 synthase. Gene Ontology annotation, molecular function: glutathione peroxidase activity; enzyme activator activity; leukotriene-C4 synthase activity. Gene Ontology annotation, biological process: leukotriene biosynthetic process. Lineage: Eukaryota; Metazoa; Chordata; Testudines; Cheloniidae. The record is from RefSeq and is a predicted model, not a curated record. Gene Ontology annotation, cellular component: endoplasmic reticulum; membrane; nuclear envelope.